Arvicola amphibius (Eurasian water vole) is the source of this 2304-nucleotide messenger RNA. RefSeq names its product pleckstrin and Sec7 domain containing 2 (gene Psd2). The record is from RefSeq and is a predicted model, not a curated record. Bases 1 to 2304 code for a protein of 767 amino acids. Lineage: Eukaryota; Metazoa; Chordata; Mammalia; Rodentia; Cricetidae. The transcript has 14 exons. Gene Ontology annotation, molecular function: guanyl-nucleotide exchange factor activity; protein binding; phospholipid binding. Gene Ontology annotation, biological process: regulation of ARF protein signal transduction.
AUGGAUGAAGAAAAGCUCCCAUGUGAACUGCGUGAGGAAGGAGGUGCUAUUCAGGACCACAGCCCGGAAGCUGAAGGGGAACCUGGGGUCCAGAAUGGAAUGGAAGCCCAGGAAGGCCCAGACAGCCACAUCAGCAGUCCAGGCAGCGAGAAGACAGGCACCUUAGAGGGCACCAUGGAGCCCAUGGCAGACCCAGAUGUGGCCCUGCCUGGCCUUAGCCUCUCUCUCACCAAUGGGCUACCUUUGGGACAAGAUGGGAACAUUCUGGAAGAUUCCGUGGAACCCAGGCCCUGGAGGGCUAGUGAACCAGUGGAGGAGGAGGAUCUCUCCAGGAGUCUCUGUCCAGAAGCUGAAGAUUCUCAGCUGGGGCUGGACUGCUCCGGAGAGCCGGAUGUGCGGGAUGGCUUCAGUGCGACUUUUGAGAAGAUUCUGGAGUCAGAGCUGUUGCGGGGUACCCAGUACAGCAGCCUGGAUUCUUUGGAUGUGCUCAGUCUCACUGAUGAGAGCGACAGCUGUGUCAGCUUCGAGGCCCCCCUCACACCUCUCAUCCAGCAACGGGCUCGAGACAGCCCUGAGCCCGGGACUGGGCUGGGCACUGAGGAGAAUCUGGGGGCAGCUGGUGGUGGUGAUGGGGAGCUGGGCAGCCCCCUGCGGCGGUCCAUCUCUAGCAGCCGCUCAGAGAAUGUCCUGAGCCACCUGUCUCUCGCAUCGGUGCCCAAUGGGUUCCAUGAAGAUGGACCCGGGGGCUCGGGAGGGGACGAUGAGGAUGACGAGGACACGGACAAGUUGCUGAACUCUGCCAGCGACACCAGCCUCAAGGAUGGCCUGUCAGACUCGGACUCAGAGCUGAGCAGCUCAGAGGGACUGGAGCCUGGUGGCACAGAUCCACUGGCCAAUGGGUGCCAGGGGGUCAGCGAAGCCGCUCGCCGGCUGGCCCGCCGCCUCUACCACCUUGAGGGCUUCCAGCGCUGUGAUGUGGCUCGGCAACUGGGCAAGAACAAUGAGUUCAGCAGGCUGGUCGCUGGGGAGUACCUCAGUUUCUUCGACUUCUCAGGCCUCACGUUGGACAGAGCGCUCAGAACCUUCCUGAAGGCCUUCCCACUGAUGGGGGAGACGCAGGAGCGAGAACGAGUCCUUACCCACUUCUCCCGCCGGUACUGCCAGUGUAACCCAGACGACAGCACGUCAGAAGAUGGGAUCCACACGCUGACCUGUGCCCUGAUGCUACUGAACACAGACCUGCAUGGACAUAACAUUGGCAAGAAGAUGUCCUGCCAGCAAUUCAUUGCCAAUUUGGACCAGCUGAAUGAUGGCCAAGACUUUGCCAAAGACCUGUUGAAGACGCUUUACAACUCCAUCAAGAAUGAAAAGCUGGAAUGGGCCAUUGAUGAGAAUGAGCUGAGAAAAUCCCUGUCCGAGCUGGUGGAUGACAAAUUUGGGACAGGCACAAAGAAGGUGACGCGGAUCUUGGAUGGUGGCAAUCCAUUCCUGGAUGUCCCGCAGGCUCUCAGCGCUACCACCUACAAGCAUGGCGUGCUGACGCGGAAGACUCACGCCGACAUGGAUGGCAAGAGGACACCCCGUGGGAGGCGUGGCUGGAAGAAAUUCUACGCGGUGCUCAAAGGGACCAUCCUGUACCUGCAGAAGGAUGAAUACAGGCCCGACAAGGCUCUGUCCGAGGGUGACUUGAAGAAUGCCAUCCGCGUGCACCAUGCUCUGGCCACCAGGGCUUCUGACUACAGUAAGAAGUCCAAUGUGCUCAAGCUGAAGACAGCCGACUGGAGGGUCUUCCUUUUCCAGGCACCGAGCAAGGAAGAAAUGCUGUCCUGGAUUCUGCGGAUCAACCUAGUGGCCGCCAUCUUCUCUGCACCUGCCUUCCCAGCGGCCGUCAGCUCCAUGAAGAAGUUUUGUCGGCCACUGCUCCCCUCCUGUACCACGCGCCUCUGCCAGGAGGAGCAGCUGCGGUCUCAUGAGAAUAAGUUGAGGCAGGUGACUGCAGAGUUGGCGGAACACAGGUGUCACCCAGUGGAGAGGGGCCUCAAGUCCAAGGAGGCGGAGGAAUACCGGCUAAAGGAACACUAUCUCACGUUUGAGAAAAGCCGUUAUGAGACUUACAUCCACCUCCUGUCCGUGAAAAUCAAAGUGGGUUCAGAUGACCUGGAGCGGAUCGAGGCCCGUCUGGCUACUCUAGAAGGGGAUGACCCAGCUCUCCGGAAGACGCACUCAAGCCCCGCCCUCAGCUUGGGGCACGGGCCUGUGACUGGCAGCAAAGCCACAAAGGAUGCCUCGGCGUCAGAUUCUUAG